AUGGAACAGUCGGGCUGUGGAUGUUGCCCGAACACCACUCCACUUGUAGAAGCAGCAUCAGCGGCGGCAACGACAACAGGAGAGGGGCAUUUUCCAAGGGCUCAUCGAAUCGCCGCAGUGGAUUCGGGUGCCCACCCAUCUGCACCAGUCGGAGUCCUUCCUUUGUACGCGGUGGCUAAGAGGUUCCGGGGAAGCAAUGAGCGGAGACAUCCACAUCAUCUACAAGGAAACACACCGAGGAGCGACCAGUCAUUGCGAGGGGCUGUACUUCUUCGUGAAGGAUGGGUGAGGGAUAUCGCGAAGGACACGAGGGCAUUGCUGCAGAAAAUGCCCUCGUGUGCACGUCCGAUAUCGGUGCCACACAGCCAGAACUCUCUGCCGUUGAAGCUCGUAAAUGCAACUGUAAAUUCGUUGCUCGAAGGACGAACGGGUCACAUUUGCUGCGCACAUGGCUCAGUGACAAAGGAGUGCCAGCCUGUUGAAGCCGUCACAACACCUCACGAGCGGCAGCCGCCGUAUCGCCUCCGAUGGAAGAAGCUGGCGCUGCGAAAACCCGUAAAUUUGUCUCUCUCGCCUGAGGCUUUUGCUUCACCAGGGAGAGAUGACAAUGAAGACUCUCUCACUGAGCGAACGAAGGUUAAAUCAGGGCUACAGGAUUACAUCCACGACUUCCUAGACAACAAGACGAUUGAAGAUGCAUUGAUAGCCAGAGUGGGUGUCAAGGAUAUACCGGCACCUACCGAGGAGGCCAAGGAUGCACCGGCACCU
Molecule: messenger RNA, 768 nt
Organism: Trypanosoma grayi
Lineage: Eukaryota; Euglenozoa; Kinetoplastea; Trypanosomatida; Trypanosomatidae
Exons: 1
Source: RefSeq, a predicted model, not a curated record